CAGCGGGACUUGUCCGGCCCUGCAAGCGCAUGGAAAUCUGGAGCCGCCCUCAGCUGCCAGCUGCUUCGGGGGCUAAGAAGGGACAGCUUCCCGAGGAACUUAUCCAUCUGGGUUUCUGUUGGCUAGAGAUUUACUACAUCCAUCCUUGGAAGAGGAGAAGAAAAAACAUAAAAAGAAACGACUAGUUCAAAGUCCAAAUUCUUAUUUUAUGGAUGUAAAAUGUCCAGGUUGCUACAAGAUCACCACGGUUUUCAGCCACGCUCAGACAGUGGUUCUUUGUGUGGGUUGCUCAACAGUGCUGUGCCAGCCGACAGGAGGAAAGGCUAGACUCACAGAAGGGUGUUCAUUUAGAAGAAAGCAACACUAAAGAUCCACACAGCUUCCUGAAUUUGUGUUAUAUCACAGAAAGCCUUAUCAGUUCAGUAAUUCUAGUUAAUCUACCAAGAUAAUGUAAUUACAUUUAAUUUUGUAAGUAUACAACAAUUAUUUCCUAUUUUGGUGUCAGCUUUUCAAUAAAGAUAAAGUUUUGAUUAUGGGAAAA
Molecule: messenger RNA, 541 nt
Organism: Pteronotus mesoamericanus
Lineage: Eukaryota; Metazoa; Chordata; Mammalia; Chiroptera; Mormoopidae
Gene: RPS27L
Product: ribosomal protein S27 like
Exons: 4
Coding region: 209-367 (52 amino acids)
Biological process (GO): ribosomal small subunit assembly; translation
Cellular component (GO): ribosome; cytosolic small ribosomal subunit
Molecular function (GO): RNA binding; structural constituent of ribosome
Source: RefSeq, a predicted model, not a curated record